This is a messenger RNA of Botrytis cinerea B05.10, 1489 nucleotides long. RefSeq lists its product as hypothetical. Bases 88 to 1422 code for a protein of 444 amino acids. Lineage: Eukaryota; Fungi; Ascomycota; Leotiomycetes; Helotiales; Sclerotiniaceae. The transcript has a single exon. The record is from RefSeq and is a predicted model, not a curated record.
GGUAUUAUCUUCUUGAACAUCUACUUCAUCUCAGACUCUCUAGAUUACUAAAACAUUCAACUUCUAUCAACCUUUAUACACUUCAAAAUGUCCGGCUCUACCUCCACCGCAUCUGACUCUCCACAAGAGUACUUCCCCGGAAGAGGUAUUUCCACCGAAACCGCCCACUUAAUCAUGUCGUUCGUCGACCAAGCCACUCUUCCCGCCGCCAGAUUAGUAAGCAGAAGUUGGGAGCCAUUGAUGCUGGAGUUCCUUUUCGAAGAGCGUGGUUUCUCCAUGUCACCUUUCAAGAACGAUAUGAAAAGACUCGAGGAGGUGACUCAAACUGUCGCCAUGCCAUCGAUCCAUCACGUCGAUAUCGGUCUUGGCAUUGUCGAUAGUCGCAGAUUGGGUUUGAACAUUCUGCGAAAUGCUUCGUCGGUCUUACUCUCGAAGAUGUCGAAAGAUGAGAAGAAACGCUGGUUGAGAGAUCAGCUCUUGGUAGCUUCGGAUCGGUAUCUCCAUUACGGUCGAGGGGAAGCUUUCGCAAGACUCUUGCAACCUCUUGAAAAUUUGUCGUCCAUCUCGAUCUCAAAUGUCGAGAUUCAAUCUUCUGGAAAUUCAUAUGUACGCCAUGAAGAAUUGUUGGAUGAUCCGGAAAUGGACAUGGAGAUCUAUACUCCGGAGCAAUGGGCUACUCUACCUCCAAUCAAGUUUCAAGGCGUUCUCGACAUACUCACUCGUAUGUCUUUGCGUGGCUCUAUUUCCCUCAAGCAUUUAAAAAUCGAGUCGCUUCCCAUCUACACAUUCAUGACUUGGGAUUCAGAGAUGGGAGUGGGUACUGAUGUCUCUGCUCGAUUCGUCAAAGCUUUCUCCCAUCUCGAUUCACUUUCAUUGGGUCUUUCAUGCUGUGUUCCCAAUGGGCUUUUAUCCUUGGAUCCUGAACCUUCAUGUUUCCAUCAUCAGGCUACAAGUUCCAUCGCCCAGUGGAAUGUACUAGCCAUGAUCACCAUGUGUAAAGUUGUGUCAUCGAUGAAGAAUCUCCGACAUUUAGAUCUCAAUUGGCAACUAUCGCCUCUUGACGAAGAACACGGUUGCAUUCCCAAAAUGAACUCGAAGAACUUGAGAGAGAUGUGGAAUGAGCUCUUUCUCAAAACGACUUUCCCCAAUCUCGAGACGCUGCGACUUUCCUGGUUCUGUAUGGAAAAGAUAGCACUUUAUAAAUUUCUGUUUAGACAUAAAAGCACGUUGAAAUACAUCGAUUUUGGAAAUCAUGCUUUUGAUAAAGAUGAUAUGUCAUGUUCUUUCAAGGAAUUUUUCGAGGGCUUGGGGAAUAGGUUUGAGUUGCAGAAGUUGGAAUGUAGAGAUGUGUAUUCGAUUUCGGCGAGCAUGAGAAAGAAGGAAGGGAGGGAUAGAAUGGAUAAGGAGAGAGCGAGGAAGUAGAGAUUGGAUAAGAAGGGAACGAGGAUGUAUAAAUUGGACAGGGGAGGAAGGAAUAAUUUUUUGUACA